AUGAACGUGCUUCUAAACAUCCUGUAUGAGUACCGAGAUCGGCUCCAAUCGCUUCAAGAGGUAACCAUGCGCAACACCUUCGUCGAACCUAGGGCGCUAACUCGCGACGGCGGCUUUGACCAGCUCGCAAAAGAGUGGCAAGAGUGGCAGGUUAGGGAAUGUUCUGGAAUCUGCAAGGACUGGGAUUUGCACAAGGUGGUUGAUGCCACAGUACGGGUUGCCGACCGACCGGAGGACAGAGAUGCGUUCUUUGAUCGGUAUGAUAUUCCUCCUGAGCUGAAUGACGGGCGGCAUGAAGCAGGAUACUGCUACAUCAUAGUCUCGGUCCAACUGGUCUUCACGAAAAGAAUCGGCUCCGCCGAGAAUGGGACAGCAACGCCAACGCCAGCAGACCAAAUUAUUCCGAGAUUCGUCGCGACAUUGGAAGAAAACCCAUAG
This is a messenger RNA of Cladophialophora bantiana CBS 173.52, 438 nucleotides long. RefSeq lists its product as uncharacterized. Lineage: Eukaryota; Fungi; Ascomycota; Eurotiomycetes; Chaetothyriales; Herpotrichiellaceae. The transcript is spliced from 2 exons. The coding region runs from base 1 to 438 and encodes 145 amino acids. The record is from RefSeq and is a predicted model, not a curated record.